Molecule: messenger RNA, 1661 nt
Organism: Sceloporus undulatus (fence lizard)
Lineage: Eukaryota; Metazoa; Chordata; Lepidosauria; Squamata; Phrynosomatidae
Product: MAX gene-associated protein-like
Exons: 4
Coding region: 407-1234 (275 amino acids)
Source: RefSeq, a predicted model, not a curated record
AACAUUCGAAGGAGGUCAAUUUGGGAAUGCCUGCCAGAAGAGAUCCAUUUUUAUUGCCUUCUUAAAGGCCUUCAAAGGUGUUAUAUGACGGAUCUCUUCGAGCAGGUCAUUCCAGACUUUUGGAGCAGCAACAGAAAAUGUCCUCUGGGAAGUCGAUACCAGUCUGGUUUUCUUGGACUGCAAGAGAUUCUUCCCAGAGGACCUGAGAGUGCGGGAAGGAUUGUAUGGGAGGAGCCAUUUUUGUAAAAAGUUACAAUUUACCGUUCACAUUAUUUUUGCUUAGGAUAUGGCUUCAGUAUUUUUUGAAGUAUAGCUACUUGCUCUAAAGUAUUUGAGAUCAUCUUCUUAGUGGAGGACACAUAGUUUUAAUUUGCAAAUCUCUUUGCUAGAAUGUUUUAUUAAGUGGAUGCAAAUCUCUUUAUCAGACUGUUUUAUUAAUUGUAAGCAUAUUUGUUUGUAUGUGUGUUUGUGUAUGCUCUGCUGGAAUAUAAAACUAUAUCUUGGUCCUUUUCAGGCCUUUGAAGAGAUCCAGGGGCUAACAGAUCAGGCAGAUAAACUCAAAGGUCAGAAGAACUUGUUGAUGCGCAAGCAAGACACCUUGAUUCGUAAAAUUUCUGCACUUUCAGGAAAGACCCAGGAAGUAGUCUUGAAGAAGCUGGAAUACAUUUAUGCCAAACAGAAAGCAGUAGAAGAACAAAAAAAGAAGCAACAUCAGCAAGCAGAACCUAAGACGAUCUGUGAAAAUAUUGAAACUGCUAGACCAUCUGUGGAAAAAAGUUCCUCUUCUCCUGUUAAAGAGAUGAAACCAGUGAUUGAACCUAAUAAGCGUACAAAACCAUUAAUUCUUUCUAGGAAAGGAAACCAUGUCACAGGAGACACAUCUUCUCAUAUGACAUUAACAAAUACUAGCCUAGUAAUGACUUCUAACGGCCAGGUCCUUGCAUUCAAGACUCCCCUAGUGCCAGGACAAUUUGCUUCCCUGUCUUCAACACUUCUGCAAAGUGAACUCAAAUCAGAAAUUGACAGCACUAAUGGGACAACACAGCCAGGUAUGGCUUCUGUGAUGAUCCAGUUACCAAGCUCAGCAGUACCGGUAGAAGUCAAAAACAUUCUACCUACCUCUACACUUCCAAUUACUCUGUCCUCUGUGGCUAGUAACACUGCCACUCCAGUAGUACAAAAAGCUCCAGAGCUCACUUCAGGUACGUUUUGCAUAGUACACAGGAAAUUUUAGAUUGGGUUGGAUUGGGUUUUGCUAUAUUUCAGGCUCAAAUAAAUAUUGUGUCCCCAUUGGGAAAAUAGGUGCAGUUUGUAAUGUCACUAGAUCUUUGUUAUUUAGUUUUGGGCUCUGCAUUUCAAAGAAAUGUUUUGACAGAAUGAAAACAUUCAAAGGAGAGCCUUCAAAUAAUCAGUUUGCACUGACAGUCACAAUUAUAGACAAGGUACAGAGUUUAUGUCUGCUUCAAGAUGUCUGUGGUUCACAUAGUUAGGUCUUGUGCCUGGGGAGAGAUACACACAGAACUUCUGGAGGUGAAUAGCUUUUUGGCACUAGGACCAGCCACCAACAUUGUCAAGUGCUUCAAAGCACACCUCACUCCUCAAGCAACAAUGGCACGUUACACAUGCGCCUAAAGUACGUACUAGGGUUGCCCGGGGGGUGU